GAACGAACUUAAGUUAUUUACCGAUUCGUUCAUAAAUAUUUACAAAAUUUAAUAAUUGUUUUGCAAGAAUUGAUAUAUAUUGCGAAAUGCGAAAAAAUUGGCACAAGAGUAACUCAACGUCGAGCUAACAAAUUUUUUGUAAUUAAUUUCAUCUGUAUAAUUUAUCCAAAAUAAUAGAGAAAUGGCCGACGAAAAGUCUGUAGUGCAAGAAUUUAAAUUGGAUCCAGAUUGCGAGUUGAGGUUUGAACUGGAGAGCAAAAAUGAAAAAGUUACAUUGGAGUUAAAGAAUGGCUUGGCAGAAGUUUUUGGUACAGAAUUGGUGAAAGGGAAAAAGUAUGAGUUUACUGCUGGUGCAAAAGUUGCAGUUUUUACUUGGCAGGGCUGUACUAUUGAAUUAGUCGGGAAAACAGACGUCAGCUAUGUAGCAAAGGAGACUCCUAUGGGUCUGUACUUGAAUUGUCAUGCAGCAAUGGAGCGAAUGAGAGAGAUGGCAGAGAAGGAUGACACUAGAGGGCCAAUAACAAUGAUAGUAGGACCUUGCGAUGUAGGAAAGUCUACACUUUGUAGAAUAUUAUUGAACUAUGCUGUUAGAAUGGGCAGAAGACCAAUUUUUGUUGAUCUUGAUGUUGGUCAAGGACAUAUAGCGAUUCCUGGGACUGUGGGUGCUUUGUUGGUAGAACGACCAUCCAAUAUAGUAGAAGGUUUCAGCCAGCAAGCUCCACUGGUUUUCCAUUUUGGACACAAAUCGCCACAAACCAAUGUAACGCUAUACAACUUACUUGUAACACGUUUAGCAGAGGUCUGCUCAGAUAGAUUACAAGCCAACAAAAAAGCCAAAGCAUCGGGGAUUGUUAUAAAUACAUGCGGCUGGAUCAAAGGAGAGGGUUAUAAAUUGCUUACGCAUGCUGCACAGGCAUUUGAAGUGGAUGCAAUUCUUGUAUUGGAUCAAGAGAGACUCUAUAACGAAUUGGUGAGAGACAUGCCAGACUUUGUGAAGGUAGUCUUUCUGCCAAAGAGUGGCGGAGUUGUCGAGAGAAGCCAGGCGCAAAGAAGUGAAGCAAGAGAUCAGGGUGUUAGAGAAUAUUUCUAUGGUUCGCGGACACCACUGUAUCCACAUAGUUUCGAGGUAAAGUGGAACGAAGCGAGAUUGUACAAAAUCGGAGCACCUGUUCUACCAGCAUCUUGCAUGCCAUUGGGUAUGAAGGCAGAGGACAAUCUGACAAAACUGGUGGCUGUUACACCGGGACCCAGUUUGCUGCAUCAUUUGCUGUCUGUUUCUUUUGCCGAUUCUCCUGAGGAUGAUGUAGUGCAAACUAAUGUAGCUGGAUUUGUUUGUGUGACUAAUGUGGACGUUGAGAGGCAAACAUUUACAGUACUUAGCCCGCAACCUAGACCAUUACCAAAUACAGUGUUGUUAUUGUCGGAUAUACAAUUUAUGGACAGCCAUUAGAUUUAUACUAUUUUUUAUUAUUAUUAUAAAUAAAGUGAUAAAG
This is a messenger RNA of Trachymyrmex cornetzi, 1493 nucleotides long. It is a transcript of the gene cbc, whose product is annotated as protein CLP1 homolog. The transcript has 4 exons. The coding region runs from base 182 to 1450 and encodes 422 amino acids. Gene Ontology annotation, molecular function: polynucleotide 5'-hydroxyl-kinase activity. Gene Ontology annotation, cellular component: mRNA cleavage factor complex; nucleus. Gene Ontology annotation, biological process: tRNA splicing, via endonucleolytic cleavage and ligation; mRNA 3'-end processing. The record is from RefSeq and is a predicted model, not a curated record. Lineage: Eukaryota; Metazoa; Arthropoda; Insecta; Hymenoptera; Formicidae.